CAACAACGUUGUUCGGUGGAUUUUAGUUUUAGUUGAAAAAUAACCUAUCUCUAUUUGUAUGUCUAGCAUUGAUUGUUAUAAAAAUUAAGUCUAUUAGUUAAGCUUAAUUUAGCUUAAUAUUUGUGUAUUUAGAUAAUAAAUACUUAGGCAUACUCCAGAAUAUAUGAAAAAUGGCCACUUCGAAGACAACAAAUACAUACAACAGACAGAAUUGGGAAGAUGCUGAUUUUCCUGUAUUAUGCCAAACUUGUUUAGGUGAUAACCCAUAUAUUAGAAUGACAAAAGAAAAAUUUGGAAAGGAAUGCAAGAUUUGCUCGCGUCCAUUCACAGUAUUUCGUUGGUGUCCAGGUGCGAGAAUGCGAUUUAAGAAAACAGAAGUAUGUCAGACAUGUAGUAAACUCAAAAAUGUGUGCCAGACUUGUUUAUUAGAUUUAGAGUAUGGUCUACCUAUUCAAGUGAGAGAUGCUGCAGUUAAAUUGAAGGAUGACUUGCCUAAGAGUGAUGUUAAUAAAGAAUACUAUAUUCAAAACAUGGAGAAUGAGUUGGCAAGAUCAGAUCCAGACUCAAUUAGUAGUAAACUGAGUGAACCAAAUGAUCUUCUAAUGAGAUUGGCUAGAACAGCUCCAUAUUAUAAGAGAAAUAGGCCACAUGUGUGUUCUUUCUGGGUAAAAGGUGAGUGCAGAAGGGGAGAAGAGUGUCCCUAUAGGCAUGAAAAGCCCACAGAUCCCGAUGAUCCAUUAGCUGAUCAAAACAUCAAAGACCGUUAUUAUGGAGUGAAUGAUCCAGUAGCUGAAAAACUAUUGAAACGAGCUGCUGCAAUGCCAGCCCUUCCUUUACCAGAUGACAAAACCAUAACAACCCUGUAUCUAGGAAAUCUGGGACAUUUAACAGAACAGGAUAUCAGAGAUCAUUUUUACCAAUAUGGUGAAGUUCGUUCCAUUAGUCUAGUGCCAAAGCAGCAGUGUGCCUUUGUACAGUUCACCACCAGGUCUGCAGCAGAAACAGCAGCUGAAAAAACCUUCAAUAAACUGAUUCUCGGUGGAAGAAGGAUCACCAUCAAAUGGGGACGAUCACAGGGUCGCACCGGAGCUUCUUCGAUUGCACACCAUGCAGAAAAUUAUGAACCUGUACCAGGAUUACCUGGAGCUUUGCCGGAACUCAGCAAUAACUUCUUUAAUCUGGAACCAGGACAUAUUCCUUUACCUAAUAUGCCUCCUCCUUCGUCUAUCAUGGUACCCCCACUGUUUGCUCCCCCUCCUAUACCUCCAUUUUUCUUCAAUCCCCCACAGUUGCCACCUUUUAGUGCACCCGCACCAAGUACUAGUACUAGCUCCAGCGUUAGUGAGCCUGUAGUGGUGCCGAAACCGGUGCACUAUCCCAGUCAGGAUCCAUCCAGAUUAGGAGCUACACAGCAGAUACAGGAAUGAAGUAAUAUUGAUUUAAAUUAUGUAAAAUGAUUCAUUUUGUAAACAGUUACAAUUGUAUGGUCUUUAUUUGAUUUAUUAGCAAAGUUUUAUUC
This is a messenger RNA of Diabrotica balteata, 1519 nucleotides long. The record is from the annotation of a GenBank genome assembly. Lineage: Eukaryota; Metazoa; Arthropoda; Insecta; Coleoptera; Chrysomelidae.